AUGGGUAUUGGAUGCUUUUUGACCAUUAUCGUGACAUUCAUCCAGACACCAAGACACAAUAUCGGUACAUUCAUUGGUGGCCGAGCAAUUAUUGGUAUCGGCCAGGGUAUUGCCUUGACCGCCGGCCCGAUUUACAUCGGUGAACUCGCCCCGCCAGAGAUCAGAGGCAAGGUCAUGUCCUUUUGGCAACUGUUCUACAGUGUGAGAUCCUUCCUUGCCUACUGGAUCAACUACGCCUGCCAGCUCAAUGUAGAGAAGCUUGGCGAAUGGACUGGAAGAUUGUCAACAUUUUCCAGAUCAUGGUCCCUAUCUAUAUCAUCAUUCUUCUUCCGUUUAUUCCCGAGACCCCACGUUGGUACCUCCAGCACGGCGACCGGGUCGACGAUGCCCGUGCGAUACUCCGCCGUGUCCGAGAGACUGAACAAGGAGUUGAAGAUGAAAUCCUCAUGA
This is a messenger RNA of Pseudogymnoascus destructans, 450 nucleotides long. RefSeq lists its product as uncharacterized. The record is from RefSeq and is a predicted model, not a curated record. The coding region runs from base 1 to 450 and encodes 149 amino acids. The transcript is spliced from 2 exons. Gene Ontology annotation, cellular component: membrane. Gene Ontology annotation, biological process: transmembrane transport; carbohydrate transport. Gene Ontology annotation, molecular function: carbohydrate:proton symporter activity. NCBI's taxonomy places the organism in Eukaryota, Fungi, Ascomycota, Leotiomycetes, Thelebolales, Thelebolaceae.